Molecule: messenger RNA, 1242 nt
Organism: Lycium barbarum (goji berry)
Lineage: Eukaryota; Viridiplantae; Streptophyta; Magnoliopsida; Solanales; Solanaceae
Product: actin-100-like
Exons: 4
Coding region: 23-1018 (331 amino acids)
Source: RefSeq, a predicted model, not a curated record
UCGUCCUCAUCAUACUGGCGUCAUGUUUGGAAUCAUACCAAAAGAUGCCUAUGUUGGUGAUGAAGCUGAGUCUAAAAGAGGUAUGUUGACUCUGAGAUAUCCCAUUGAACACGGUAUCAUAAGAAACUGGGAUGAUAUGGAGAAAAUGUGGCACCAUACGUUUUACAAUGAGCUCGGUGUUGCUCCAGAGGAGCAUCCCGUUCUUCUAACUGAGGCACCACUUAACCCCAAGGCAAACCGAGAGAAAAUGACUGAAAUCAUGUUUGAAGAAUUCAAUGUUCCAGCCAUGUAUGUUGCAAUUCAGGCUAUUCUUUCUCUGUUUGCUAGUGGUCGUACAACUGGUAUCGUGCUUGAUUCUGGUGAUAGUGUGAGCCACACAGUCCCAAUCUAUGAGGGACAUGCACUUCACCAUGCUAUCUCGAGGUUAAAUAUUGGUGGUCGUGAUCUAACAGAUUAUCUCAUGAAUCAGAUAGAGAGACGUUAUACAUUUCACACUCCCACUGCAUCAAAGAUUGUUCAUCAUAUGAAGGAGAGGAUUACUUAUGUUGCACUGGAUUUUGAACAGGAGAUUGAGGAGGCAAAAAAUAGUUCUUCAGUUGACAAGGGCUAUGACCUUCCUGAUGGACAAGUCAUUAUUAUUGGUGCUGAGAGGUUCCAUUGCCCUGAAGUCCUCUUCCAGCCAUCAUUGGUUGGAAAGGGACCGAUAGGAAUUCAUGAAAAAACCUACAACUCAAUCAUGAAAAGUGAUGUUGAUAUUAGGAAAGAUUUAUUUGCGAACAUUGUGCUUAGUGGUGGUUCAACUAUGUUUCCUGGCAUAGCAGAACGUAUAAGCAAGGAAAUCUCUGCUCUUGCUCCAAGCCACACGAAGAUCGAGGUGAUUGCACCACCUGAGAGAAAGUACAGCACCUGGAUAGGAGGAUCAAUUAUAGCUUCCCUAGUUUUUUUCAUGCAGAUGCCAAUAACAAAUAGGGAAUAUGAUGAAUGUGGUCCCUCAAUUGUCCACAAGAAGUGUCUCUAAACUUGGUUGAGAACAGUUGGUUACACAAGCAGACUUUUCAGUAGCGUAGAAUGUGUAUUUAGUUUUACAAGAAAAUACAUCGACAAGAGAUGGUGAAUUUAGAAGGAUAGAUCUAUGUUUUUAUGCUUAGCAUGCUACUUGGGUUCAGAAUGGAUUUCUGUUUAGCUUUGAAGAUGUUAUACUCAUUUGAUAUGAAUGAAUGCAAAUAUAGUCUGCAAAUUCAA